GGGGAGGCGGCUGCGGGCGGCGGCAACUCCAGCAGCGACGACGCCCUAGUGACGCGCAUCUCCAGCCUGCUCCGCGACCUGCCCACCCUGAAGGCGGCCGUGAUCGUGGUGUGCGCCUUCACCGCUCUGCUCAUCGCCUGCCUGCUGCUGCGCGUCUUCAGGUCGGGAAAGAGGUUGAAGAAGACACGAAAGUAUGAUAUCAUCACCACUCCGGCCGAGCGAGUGGAAAUGGCCCCGCUGAAUGACGAGGAUGACGACGACGAGGACUCCACAGUAUUCGACAUCAAAUACAGGUAAAACCUGUUUUCCAUCUUGUUGGCAUCCUGUGGAAAGUUGGUCUGCUGCAGCCCAGGGUGUGAAGGUCUGGAAGCCAUCUUGUCCGAGGUGUUGAAACCAAAACAAACAUUAUUUAUGAAACUGGCACCUUUUUGUGUGUUGAAUAUCUGCUCAGAAUGUCACCACAGGGGAGUCGCCUCUACCACCCUCCGGACGCCACUUUAAAAUGUCAACCCUUCUUCCUCCUCGAGAGGGUUUUUGCCUUGCUAAGGGGCAAAGGGUACCAACACGUUGGUUUUAAAAAACAGUAAUUUGAAGUCAACUGUUGACAAAAGUAAAAGAGAUCAGAAGUUAUCAAGAACCCGAAAAAAGCCUGAAGGACAUCCACCUGCAUGUUUGGGACUUCUGACGUCUGCUGUCCUGGGUCUACGACGUUGUAGACAUCUGACCCCUUGGUGGUCUUCUGGGCUUGGUCAAGUUCUGGCCUUACGUUGCUGAUGGCCAUGUGAAAGUUCAAAGUGAAAGUGCUCAGAGGUGGUCAGCACCUAGUGGACGUGCACACACUGGUCACUCCUUUCCUUUUUAAAAAAAUAUUCAGCACAAUUAGGCAUGGCUAGUUCACAAAGCAUUUUGAAUAUCAGGGGGAAAUGUGUGUGUGUGUGCGUGUACAUAGGAAAUAUUUUCUCCUCUGAGGGGGAAAAGAAAGCACCAGGCAGCCUUUGGUUAGUCACAUCCUUCUUGUGUUUCUCUGCCUGUCAUAGCUCUUACAUUGUCGGUCUUAGAAAUCUAAGCUUAGAAUUUCACUGUGGCAAUUUAAAUGAAUGAUGAUUUGGUUGGUUGAAAACGCGUACUGUCUUGGGCUAUAUUUGAAGUUGGGGUAGGCCAGGCUGGACUAGAAACCCACUGGACCCAGGAGGAAACUGCAGGAAGGCCGUCCCCACGGAUGUAGGUUAGGGGUUGAGGUGGCUUCUGGCAGCAGGGACUUGGGCCGGACUCUCAGGUUGAUAGUGGCCUGUUCCGCUGUUUGCCCAGAGCCAAUGCUUCUGCUAAAGUCCACUGGCAGAGUGCCUUUGGGCCCUGGGACUCUGUUCUUUCUGGAAAGGUUUUUUUGUACUUUUUUAUUUCCUUUUUUCUUUUCUGGCAUUCUGCAGGGUUUGUGUCUUUGCCUGUUAGUUGUCUGCACCAUUGCUUUGCAUGAAAAGAAUGGCCAUUCCCGACUCACCCUUAUUUUCAGGUUUUUCAGUAUCCCAAGAAGGGGCUGCUGGAGCUGCAGGGUCCCCUGGUGGUCCAUAGGAAGGCAUGUUGGCCUCUGCAGGAAAGAGGGGACUGCUGGGCAGAUCACUCUGAGAUGCUGCUGAACGGAGAGCUUGUCUGGCCGGCUCCUCCCUGAUUUCAUUUCCUUUGUUGACUUUCCUUUCCCUUUUCUCUGUCUUGUUUGCCAGAGGGGCAGGCCUGCUUUACCUCUCCCCUCCACAGUGUCCUCAUGGGCCAGACUGGUGACUACAGGGGACGGGCCACCUAGCAGCGGUGCGCCCUCCGAACCUUUGAACUGGAAUUGCCCUCGCACUUGCCUUUUUUGACAGCUGCAGCUGAGUGAUUUGCGGGAAAGCUGGCUUCCUCUGCCUUAUGCACAAACACUGGCUCUCCUGCCAGGUGCUCGCCAAUGGGCCUGGCAGAAGUGGCCGAAAAUGACCUUCCAAAUUCUGGAGCUUCAACACUGUAGGCUCUUAGGCUCUGAAAUUAAAAACAAAAAACAAAAAACAAACCCUUUGCUGUGAAUCAUGUGUGCACAGUUUGGAUGUUUUGUGAGAUGGAGCCCAGCAAGGUGCCUUUUGGUGAUCAGG
This is a messenger RNA of Pteropus alecto (black flying fox), 2120 nucleotides long. It is a transcript of the gene FAM174B, whose product is annotated as family with sequence similarity 174 member B. The transcript is spliced from 3 exons. NCBI's taxonomy places the organism in Eukaryota, Metazoa, Chordata, Mammalia, Chiroptera, Pteropodidae. The annotation marks the transcript as partial. The record is from RefSeq and is a predicted model, not a curated record.